Messenger RNA from Micropterus salmoides (largemouth bass), 1467 nucleotides. RefSeq names its product calreticulin-like. Gene Ontology annotation, cellular component: endoplasmic reticulum membrane; endoplasmic reticulum. The record is from RefSeq and is a predicted model, not a curated record. Gene Ontology annotation, molecular function: calcium ion binding. Gene Ontology annotation, biological process: protein folding. NCBI's taxonomy places the organism in Eukaryota, Metazoa, Chordata, Actinopteri, Centrarchiformes, Centrarchidae.
ACUGUUGAAAUAGUCCGGUUACAUUUCCUCCAGGCGUUAUAACCUGAGCUCUUUUCACUCCACAGUUGCAUCUCUCCCUCCCUGGCACCGGACAGCGGCCCCCGACAUGAAGCUUCCAGCGGCGGUUUUUGCAGUUUUUGCAUCCAUAGCUGUCAGCAUUGACGCUACUGUCUACUUCAAGGAACAGUUUCUGGAUGGAGAUGGAUGGAAAAGCCGCUGGCUCGAGUCAAAGCACAAGUCAGACUAUGGCCAAUGGAAACUGAGCGCUGGAAAGUUCUAUGGGGAUGCUGAGGCUGAUAAAGGUGUCCAGACCAGCCAGGACGCCCGCUUUUACGCACUGUCGGCCCGCUUUGAGCCCUUUAGCAAUGAGGGAAAACCCCUGGUCAUCCAGUUCACCAUCAAGCACGAACAGAAGAUUGACUGCGGAGGUGGCUAUGUCAAGAUCUUCCCCUCUGACCUCGACCAGAGCGACAUGCACGGAGACUCCCAGUAUUACAUCAUGUUUGGGCCUGACAUCUGUGGAUACAGCACAAAGAAGGUUCACGUGAUCUUGAACUACAAGGGCCAGAACCACCUCAUCAAGAAAGACAUCAAAUGCAAGGAUGACGAGCUCACCAACCUGUACACACUCAUCCUGAAUCCCGACCAGACAUACGAAGUGAAAAUCAACAAUGAGAAGGUGGAGUCCGGCUCCCUGGAGGACGACUGGGACAUGUUGCCCCCAAAGAAGAUCAAGGACCCAGAUGCCAAGAAACCCAGCGACUGGGACGACAGGGCCAAGAUCGACGACCCCACUGACACCAAGCCUGAGGACUGGGACAAGCCAGAGACCAUUCCUGACCCUGAUGCAAAGAAGCCUGAAGACUGGGAUGAGGACAUGGACGGAGAGUGGGAGCCUCCUAUGAUCACUAACCCAGAGUAUAAGGGUGAAUGGAAACCCAAGCAGAUAGACAACCCUGACUACAAGGGAGCAUGGGUUCACCCUGAGAUCGACAACCCAGAGUACACUCAUGACGCCGCUAUGUACAAGUUUGAUAACAUUGGAGUACUGGGCCUGGAUCUGUGGCAGGUUAAAUCUGGCACCAUUUUUGACAACUUCCUGAUCACUGAUGAUGUCAAAGAAGCACAGGAGUUUGGGAAGGAAACCUGGGGAGCUACUAAGGGACCAGAGAAGAAGAUGAAGGAGGAACAGGAGGAUAUGGAGAGGAAACUGAGGGAGGAGGAGGAGAAGAGCAAGAAGGACACUGAAGAUGGUGAUGAUGAUGGGGAGGAGGAGGAGGAGGAGGAGGAGGGGGAGGAGGAGGGCGAGCACGAUGAGGAGAGGGACGAUGAGGCUGGGACAGAGGAGGAUGGCGACGUCAAACAGAAGGAUGAGUUGUAGAGGAAAGGCGGACUGCUGCGUGCUUCUGUCCACAGGUUCAAAAGAACGUCAGAAAAUGAGCGAACGCUGGAUGGACUCUGGCCUUU